AGGCUUCAUAUCGACCACAAGGCGGCGAUGUGUCCCAUUAAUGAAACAGCACGUGCUAUCUCUUUACAGCUGACAUUUUCCUGCAACAGUUUUAAGAUGUCUGGAACUUGGCAAAAGCGCGAGCGGGGGCUGUUGAAUGUGUCACAGAACCAUUCAAGCGCUGCCUGUUUUGAUGGGUCCAUCCUACAUCAGCCAAGAGACAGCAAAGGUGCAACAACAGUUUCUCCUCAUUCACAUGGAUUUCACCUUCAACUUCAUUGUAAGACAGGCAGACGUCAGAAAAACAAGUGACGCCAAACAUCUCUUCGGAGGAACAGAAGUGAAGCUGCUCCUGUGGAGUACAAUUACCUCGAAAUUGCUGCUUUACCCUCUUGACCUGUCGAGGAUUUUACCUAAAACUGCUUUUAGCCUCCCUCAGUCUGAGGCUAUGAGAGGGAGAGAGGAGUCCCAGGCCGCACCAUCAUGCUACUUCUGAGAUGCUGGGAUGAGACUUUGGCUGGCAAAACACAAGGUAUUACUGUCCCACACCUCCACCAUGCCUGUCUGCGGCUGCCGCAGCCCCUCCCCGCCUCAUGGCCAUGCCGGGGCCUCCCCCUCCACCCCCUCGGUCGCCCAGGAGCAGGAGAGACAAGUCCGACCCCUACAUCCACCUCCGCCUCCAUCGCUUCACCGCAGCACCAGCGCCUCCCUCUGCCUCUCCCUCCUUCUCCUGCUGCUCUGCCUUCUCCACCUGCCCCCGGCCUGCCACUCACGGAGAGAGAAGGGCGGGGGAGGUGGCGGCGGCCACUACAUCCCCAUCCCCCAGCCCCCUCCACAUCACAUGGCCCUGCCCAACAUCCUGCGAGGCCUCAGCAUCGCUGUUGUCCUGGUGGGCAACUCCAGCGAGGUGGCGCUGGCCGGGGCCCGGGAGAAGGAGGACUUUCUCCACAUGGCACCCAACGUGGAGGUGCUGACCAUGAAUGAGACUGACCCUAAAAGCAUCAUCAAGAGCAUCUGUGACCUAAUGACUGAGCACUGGCUGCAGGGUGUGGUGUUUGGGGAUGACACCGACCAGGAGGCCAUCGCCCAGAUCCUGGACUUCAUUUCAGCCCAGACCCAUAUCCCCAUCCUCGGAGUCCGUGGGGGCUCCUCCAUGAUCAUGGCUGCCAAGGAUGACAACUCCAUGUUCUUUCAGUUCGGCCCCUCCAUCGAGCAGCAGGCUUCGGUCAUGCUGAACAUCAUGGAGGAGUACGACUGGUACAUCUUCUCCAUCGUCACCACGUACUACCCAGGUUACCAGGACUUUGUCACCAAGAUCCGUAGCACCAUUGAGAACAGCUUUGUGGGCUGGGAACUGGAAGAAGUCUUACUACUGGACAUGUCUGUAGAUGAUGGAGAUUCAAAGAUCCAGAACCAGCUGAAGAAGCUCCAGAGCCCUGUCAUUCUUCUCUACUGCACGAAAGAAGAAGCCAACACCAUCUUUGAAGUGGCCCACUCUGUUGGGAUCACUGGCUACGGCUACACGUGGAUAGUGCCCUCGCUGGUAGCUGGAGACACUGAUGUCGUCCCUGCAGAGUUCCCCACAGGUCUGCUCUCCGUGUCCUAUGACGAGUGGGAUUACGGCCUAGAGGCCCGUGUUCGUGAUGGCGUGGCAAUCAUUACUAUGGCAACCUCCACCAUGAUGAUGGACCGCGGACCUCACACCCUGCUGAAGUCUGAAUGCCACGGAGCUCCUGACAAGAAGACCCCCAUCUCAGGCAACCCAAACGAAGUGCUCAGGUACCUGAUGAAUGUGACGUUUGAGGGACGUAAUCUGUCGUUCAGUGAGGAUGGAUACCAGAUGCACCCCAAGCUGGUCAUCAUUCUGCUCAACAAGGAGAGACAGUGGGACCAGGGUGAGAGAGAGAUGUUAGAGAGGGUGGGUAAAUGGGAGAACGGUUCCCUGUCUAUGAAGUACCAUGUGUGGCCUCGCUAUGAACUGUAUGGGGGGGCAGCAACCAGGGAGGAUGACCACCUGUCCAUCGUGACAUUGGAGGAGGCUCCGUUUGUCAUUGUGGAAGACGUGGAUCCACUUAGCGGGACCUGCAUGAGGAACACUGUGCCCUGUCGGAAGCAGAUCAAGACAGUUAAUCAGACAAAGGAGUCAGGGAUCUACAUCAAGCGUUGCUGUAAAGGUUUCUGUAUUGACAUCUUGAAGAAGAUUGCCAAGUCUGUCAAGUUCACCUAUGACCUUUACCUGGUCACUAACGGCAAACACGGCAAGAAGAUCAAUGGAACCUGGAAUGGCAUGGUGGGAGAGGUGGUGUUGAAAAACGCCCACAUGGCCGUCGGCUCCUUGACCAUCAACGAGGAGAGGUCAGAGGUCAUCGACUUUUCCGUCCCCUUCAUCGAGACGGGCAUCAGCGUCAUGGUCUCGCGUAGCAACGGCACAGUUUCGCCUUCGGCCUUUUUAGAGCCCUUCAGUGCGGAUGUGUGGGUGAUGAUGUUUGUGAUGCUGUUGCUGGUGUCAGCAGUGGCUGUGUUUAUAUUCGAGUACUUCAGCCCUGUGGGCUACAACCGCUGUCUGGCUGACGGCAAAGAGCCUCACGGUCCAUCCUUCACCAUCGGUAAGGCCAUCUGGCUGCUGUGGGGUCUGGUCUUCAACAACUCUGUGCCAGUGCAGAACCCCAAAGGCACAACCAGUAAGAUCAUGGUGUCAGUGUGGGCCUUCUUUGCUGUCAUCUUCCUGGCCUCUUACACUGCCAACCUGGCUGCUUUCAUGAUCCAGGAGGAAUAUGUGGACCAGGUAUCUGGUCUCUCAGACAAAAAGUUCCAGAGUCCCAAUGACUUCUCACCUCCGUUUCGGUUUGGCACUGUCCCAAAUGGGAGUACAGAGAGGAACAUAAGGAACAACUAUCCAGAAAUGCACUCCUACAUGACAAAGUUCCACCAGAGAAACGUCAAUGAGGCUCUGCAGAGUCUAAAGUCCGGCAAACUAGACGCUUUCAUUUAUGACGCAGCUGUACUGAACUACAUGGCCGGCAGGGACGAGGGCUGCAAGCUGGUGACCAUUGGCAGCGGCUACAUCUUUGCCACCACGGGGUACGGCAUCGCCAUCCAGAAGGAGUCACUCUGGAAGAGACAUGUGGACUUGGCUAUCCUUCAGCUCUUUGGAGACGGUGAGAUGGAGGAGCUGGAGUCCCUGUGGCUGACGGGGAUCUGCCACCACGAGAAGAAUGAGGUGAUGUCCAGCCAGCUGGAUGUGGACAACAUGGCCGGUGUCUUCUACAUGCUCGGUGCCGCCAUGGCUCUGUCGCUCAUCACCUUUAUCUGUGAACACUGGUUCUACUGGCAGCUUCGCUUCUGUUUCAUGGGCGUCUGCUCCGGCCGACCUGGCUUCGUCUUCACCAUUAGCAGGGGCAUCUACAGCUGUAUCCACGGGGUGCAGAUUGAGGAGAAGAGCAGCUCAGCGCUGAAUUCCCCGUCAGCCACCAUGAACAACACCCAUUCCAACAUUAUGCGCCUCUUACGCACUGCCAAGAACAUGGCCUCCCUGUCCGGGGUGAACGGCUCACCACACAGCGCUCUGGACUUCAUCCGUCGUGAGUCCUCCGUCUACGACAUCUCUGAACACCGGCGCAGCUUGGCGGGCCACUCUGACUGCAAGCCUCCUUACCUACCAGAAGACAACAUGUUCAGCGACUACAUCAGUGAGGUGGAGAGGACGUUUGGCAACCUCCACCUUAAAGACAGUAAUCUGUACCAGGACCACUACCUGCACCACCAUGGCUCAACGCUAGGGCUCAGUGGACCUCCUCCCAACAGACCCCAUAGUUUGGGCAGUGCUAGUUCUCUGGAGGGCGGCAUGUUCGACUGUGACAGCCUGGGCGGAGGGGUGGCUCCUAUUUUCACCACCCAGCCCUGCUCAGCACUGACCCACAGGAAUAUGAGCAAGUUUGACCUGCUGUCUGGACAGACACCUCCCCCAAGCCAGGGCUUCAAGGGAGGCCUACCAGACCUGUAUGGGAAGUUCUCCUUUAAAGGAGGUGCCUCCAGUUCCACCUACAUCCCUGGGCAUAGCUAUUGCGGAGGGAGAGGAGAUGACGAUGGGAAUAUACGUUCUGACGUUUCUGACAUUUCCACGCACACGGUAACUUACGGAAACCUGGAGGGCAAUGCCAAGAAGCGCAAACAGUACCGUGACAGCCUGAAAAAGAGGCCGGCCUCUGCCAAGUCCAGACGGGAGCUGGACGAGAUUGAGCUGGGCUACAGGAGGAAACCCUAUCACAUCAGCCACCACCACUACCACGGCCACCGCUCUGCCUCCCCACCACUUUUGCCCUCUGAACGCAAGAGAGGAGGAGGAGGUGGAGGAGGAAACAACGAUGGGAGCUCCUAUCUCUUCAGAGAAAAGGAGAGCGUUAGGGAUUUUUAUUUGGACCAGUUUCGGCCCAAAGAGGGCGUCCCUCAGUGGGAGCAUGUGGACCUGACAGAGGGCCCUGGGAACAGAGACGGGGGUGUGGGAGCCUGCACCUCCCUGGUUCCAGUGGAUGACUUUCUUAAGAGCAAACCCAAAAAGUCAGAUUCAAAGAGUGGGGGAGGAUCUGGGUUGGCAGGGGGAGAAUGGGAGUGCAGGAACUGUCGGGCUAGCGGGGGAGGAGGGGGCAAGCAGAUGUCCAUGCACGGAGGAGGGGGCGGUGGUGGGUAUGGUGGUGGUAUGAGCUGCGGGUCCUCAGGAGGCGGAGGAAACAGCCGCCCCAGCUCUGCAACCUGCAUGCGCUGCGAGGGCUGUAAAAAGACAGGAAACCUCUAUGAUAUCAGCGAGGACAACAACCACCUCUUGGAACAGAUGGGGGGAGGCAAAGGCGGGGGAGGAGGAGGUAUGGGCGCAGGCCCUCAGUCUCAAUCUCAGGCCCAGCAGAGGAGGAAGGGUGGAGGAUUCGGCAAGCCACUUAGGCGGCAGCACUCGUAUGACACAUUUGUUGACCUUCAGAAAGAGGAGGCAGGUGGGAUGGGAAGUUUGAUGGGGGGUCUAGGAGGAGGCGGAGGGAUGAGUGGUGCAGGUAUGGGAGGGAUGCUGCCCCCACCCAGGAGUGUUAGCUUGAAGGAGAAAGAACGCUACAUGGAGGGCACCAGCCCCUUCGCACACAUAUUUGAGCGCCACGGGGGCUCGGAGAGAGAAAGGGAAAGAGACAGGGACCCAUUGUUUUAUGGAGGUGAGGGCCGGAAAGGACCCGGUUCACCAUUUGGCCUGUUUAGAGGCGGAGAGGGCCUCCACCGCCGCUCCAUCGGAGAGAGAGACAUGAGAGACAGGGACAGGAUGGAAGGAGGAGGAGCAGCGUUCUCUUUAUCCAAAUCUCUUUACCCUGACCGGGUAAACCAAAACCCCUUUAUACCCACCUUUGGGGAUGACCAGUGUCUGAUGCAUGGAGCCAAACAAUAUUACAUGAAAAAGCAACAGCAGCAGCAACAAGUUGCCAAAAACAGCCGAAGUGACUUCAGGGGCCAGAUGAGCACGACGUCAUAUCUGCCAGCGUCUGCCACGGCUGGGGUGAUGUCUAACGUAGCCCCCCGGUUCCCAAAAGAGCUCAGCCUAGGUGGGAUGAACCACCACGGCUCCAUGCUGGGGGUUGGCCCCCCACGUCCCUUCAAUGGAAGCAAUGGCCAUGUGUACGAGAAACUCUCCAGCAUUGAGUCUGACGUGUGAGAGAAAAAGGUGGAGGAGCAGCGGACAAUGGCAAGGGAGAAGGAGGAGAGGAGUAGAGGCACGCAGUGUUAGGAGAUCAGGGAUGAUUUUAAAGACGCUGUCCACACACUGCAAACCUAGCCCAUACUGAGACAGAAAGAUGAGAGACAGAGGAGGAAAGACUGAAAGGUAGAGACUGUGAAAUAGAAAAAUAAGAUAAAGGGAAAAAUGGAAAAAUCUUGAUUUUUUUUUUUUCAAGAAAAUCUGGGUUAAAAAAAUCAGGACACCCUGAGGAGGUGUUGGAUGUUAACCCUCUCUCAGAAAUGGCCAAAGCUACUCUACUUUUAUGUCCAAACACAGUCAAUUAACAUUCCCCUCAACCUCACAAGCGCACUCGACUCAAGUCCAUCAUUUCAUCUACCAGUGAGGCAGAAGUCGAUGUACUUGGUUAUUAUCGCAAAGAGACGACACCUCAUCUUAGUUUGAUAUUGGACGUGUGAGCCUGGUGCGAUUUGAUGGCUGUCUGAGAGCUCCCGCUGAGUGCUUAUGAGGAAAGACUGCGAGAGCGGAGAGAGAAGCGAACUGCCCAUCUGCCCCUGUGUCACCACAGAAAGGAGACAUUGUCACGUUUACCAGAGCCGCGACACAGGAGAUGACUAGUGCUUCUCUCUCUUUCUCUCUCUCUCUCUCCCUCUCUCUCACUCUCUCUCUGGAAGGAGACAGCCCGGCCUGUCCAUCUCUCUCUCUCUCUCCGCCCUGCACUCGCCCCACUCCUCUGUUCUCCCUCUCUCCUCUUUUCCCUCAGCCCCCGCUCCUCCUCCUCCUCAUCCCUGACGCCAAAAGAGCCGAUCUUGUUUGCUAUGAGAAAUACAAUCAUGAAUGAUAAUAAGAUAUUCUUAUAGAAAAAAACAGGGUAUAAGAACAACAAUAAUAUUGAUAACAUUGUGAAUAACAAAGAUGUUAGUAUUGAUUAUGAUAACACAGCUUAUGAUAUCACUAAGUUUUUCUUGUUUUAUGUUCUGUUGGUAGAAUAUUUCACUACUGUUUUGGUAUCUGUAGUUGCAUCUUGUCUGCCCCUGGUGGCAGCAGGAAGGUUGUUCUUAGUUCAACCAACAAGCCAGAAAGACUGAGUCUUUAACUCCUGUUUUUCUGUUUUCUGUAGAAUAUUUUACUCCAUGCUCAUUCAUUUCUUUGCUCCUCGUGGAAAAACAGGAUCUUGAAGACACGUUUAGAGCUUACAGAUCCUUACUUGAUGUUCCAAGACAUUACAAAUCAAGUGCACACACACUUAACAGUUCUUGUCGGUCUGAACUUGUGUUACUGUGAACAACACGUUUCGUCAGGAGCCGAAGAUACUGAGAGGAAGGACGUGCCUUAAUGGUCUCCAGUGGAUGUGUCCUCCAGUUCCCACGCGGUCCUCGACGCAGCAGCGACUGGACGGACCGGCGUGCUUUUGAGGCUGCUGCGGCGUCGUCUUUCAUGAGCCCAAACUGCUUGUAAACAUUUACAGCAGGCUUGCUGCCACUGGUGGUUUAGCUACAAGACGCCGUUGGAGAUGUUUUAUAACUUCGUAAAAUAAUUUCAUAUGUCAAGUACGGGCAGCGCUUUAUGAGGCAGUUGUAUUCAGGAUGUCCCACUGUCACGGAUAGACCGAUGCGUCUCACUUCACAACACGGCAGCCUUUAGAACACUUCUUUUAUUCAGGUUACAUAACAACAGUCACCAGGCACUUACUUUUUUGGGCCUCUCACUAGUAUCUUGUAGAAGGCAUUACUUUUCACUCACGUAAGCAGUCUGAGAGGCGCACGGAGAGAGCUUUGUUCGGACAAUAUAUGCACUGUCGUUUAUGUAGGCGAAAUGCUACAAAAUGUGUAGGAGAAGUGUUGUUGCCCCCUGACAAUGAUGCUGAUAAAAGCUUGAGCUGAGGAGGAUGUCUAUUUGAGAGAGGCCUCUUCAACACUGACCGAGGCGUCGGGAAGGCGGCCAUCUUGUGAAAGCUUUCAGGCUUUUUACUUUGACUAAUGUAGAUAAUCUUUCUAGCUGGAGAGGCCUCAUUUAUUGCACAGGACCUUUUACUCAGUGUAGGUUCAGGCACUCAGUAGACAUGCCUUAUCAUCCCAUCACCCCCGCCCCCAAUCCCCGAGCUGUCUGAUGAUGACUCAUCAUAUUACUGUACAGAAUAAGGAAGCCGCUAUUAGUUAUUUAAAGGUUUGAUCUUCGAUUAGCUGGCGGUGUCAGAAGUUCAAGGGCUGCAGGAGAUUGCGCAGGAGUGCCGGCCUGAGAUUGGAGCUGCUGGAGUGUGUAAGAGUGCGAAUCUUUGUCAGUGCGUACUUCUAUCUUAUACCCUGAUCUAAAUGCACCAAUGUAAUAGGUUGGUGUGUGUGUGUGUGUGUGUGUGUGUGUGUGUGUGUGUGUGUGUGUGUGUGUGUGUGUGUGGAGGGAAGCAAAUCACGAUUGAAUGAUAACAGCUGUUUUUCUCCCCCCACUAACCUGCUGAUAACUAUUCAUAAAUUCAACAGCCUCUGUUAACACUGUCAAAGUGAGACUGAUCGAGUUCGCCUUAAAUCAAAAAUUCAUCCCCCGCUCCCCCCCCCUUCCCACCCCCACCCCAAAUAAAUGACUCUCCCAAUAAAAACAUUGGGAUCUCUGGAAUUUUUAUACGCACACAUUUUUGAAAGUUCAGGUCAACCAUUAUCAGCAAGAAGAAGGUAAAAGAAUGAGACAGGAGAACAAGGGAAAAUGGCGAGGAAAUAAGAAAGAGCAGAAGCAGGAUUGGGGCUGAGCAUCAAUCAGUGUCAGCAUUAGUAUGUUCAAUCUUUUCCUUGUAAAUAAUAUAUUUAAAACUCUUUUCACUUUGUACAGUAAACAGACAGACAGGAUGUAACUUUCAAUAUGUUUUACAGCAAUUUAAGAAAUAAACAAAACAAUAAUAAAAAUUCAUAAAAAACAAAAAAUACAUGAACAAAAAUAUGCAAAAUAUAGUUAAGACACAAAUAUUACUAAUCAUAAGUGAUAUAAUUGAACCUCUUUUUCUUUCAAUCUCAUGUUUACUUAAUUAUAAUAGUUUACCAAUCAGUAUACUGAUUAUGUUAAGAAUUAUGCUUUUUUCUUAUUUUCACUAAAGUGUUGGAAAUCGAGGAUAAUUUAUUGUAGGUGUAGACGUUUGGUGAUUAAAGGGGAAAGUUUAGUUUUAGGAGUCUUUGCUAAGUUUCCCUCGAAUUGUGUUAGAUUCUCUCUUUUUAAGGUAAGCUCUUCUUCAUGCUUUUUGAGAUAAAUUCAAUUAUCUACACAUUUAUGUAAUACAAUAUUACAUGUAUACAUAGAUGAUAUUUGCAUAUAGAGGCAGUAUAUUGUGAUCCUUCAUUUUUAAGCAGCAAUCCUUGUUAAAAUCUUACAAGACAUUUGUGUUUUUGUUGCCCGUUUUUUUGACCUGGGCUCUAAUGGUGAUUGCACACAGAAUUUAGAGCCAUCGUCGGCCCGGCCUAUCCUGUUCCCUCUCUAUGUUUGGGAUAGACAUCACUGUGGUAAAGGAAGAUAUAUAUAUAUAUAUAAAUAUAUAUACACACACACGCACACACAUAUAUGCACACACAUGUGUAAACACAUGUACACCCACAAAUGCUCACUGGAGAUUUGCCAGUGUUGAUGUUGUUAAUAUUGCUGAGGGUUUCAGCACAGGAACGAGUGUAGUUUCAUCUUAUUGAGAAUCCAUUUGAAGCUGAAAUGCAUUUGUGCAACCCCUUAUUAAAAGGUGAAACAUUUGCUCUGUCAUGUUUCAUUUCGUUUUGCUUCAGGGGAACCAACUGUUGUUGCUAGAUUUUAGCUCACAUAUUACUAAACUGUGUUAUUUGACAGCUGAAAACACUUAAAUGCUUUGGAUUCUAAUUUAUUUUGUGCAACUUAGUGCACUGCUUGUUUCUUCGUACGAGACGAGAAAUAUAAUUUGUAAUUUGUUGUGUACAUAUGCAAUUUUGUCCCCAUGCAGUCAGAAAUUAUUUCCCUUGCUCUUCUUCUGUGUGUUACUGAUUCCAAUAAGUCUCUAUAAUCUUCUCUCCAGCCCUGAGAGAAGAAAUUCAUCUCUCUUCUGUUUUUCUUCUCAACCGCUUUCAUGUCCACAGGGUUGAUUGAAAAGUGAAAAAUGUAUCCGUGUGCACAUAAACUCUGUUAGGUUUGCAUAUUUUUCACACAAGCCACCACGUUUAUUCUCCUCAUUUGCAAUAAACAGCAUGACCAAACAGAAAAUGCUCUUACUGUACACUGUACGUGCCAAUACAUCACUUCCUGUUGUGUUUUCAUGCAUUGGGAAGGCUAGCUAGUUCCAGUUUAGAGCUACUGAGCACCUGACACUGUCGGUAAACAUGCUAUCAUCAGGCCUUUACCACCUCCAGCUGCUCUGCUCUGCAGCCGGCGUGCGCAGGUCAGUCAGCGAUGCUGACUAAGCAAGGCUCGUCAGAAGUCUUUAUUUCCCUCAAGGCCAAAUUGGUCCCAGCCUCCCUUCUCUGCACACAAGCAUGCCACAACACAUCUAUUCAAACGGUUCAUGUAGAGCAAAUCACUGUGCCACUUUUUUUUUCUUUUUUCUUUUUUAAACAACACAAGUGUGUGGCAAGUGGCCGUGGCAAGUUAGUGGGCUGGAACAUCUUGAAGGUGGAGGAUUAAAUAUCACCUCAGCUGACAUGUGCUUUUCUGUCAGGAGCUAUUGACAAUAUGGGACCAAAUAACAGCAGGACAUGGUCAGCUGCAGGGAUCAAUUAAUGUACUGGUUAAACUGACUAGUGAAAAUGUAUUUUUGUGCUUUGGAGGAAAGGUAUUUGACAUGUUUGUUUCACAACAGCAUUUCUAACAUUCAUGGUGACUUGAGAUGUAAUGUUAAUUCUUAUCAGUCACUUGUGUGAUUUAAUCUCAUGCAGACAGGAAGAAUUAUACUGUGAAUUUGAUUGAUUUAUUGUGAAGGUCCAUGUAAUUUAGCAGCUUAUUCACCCUAAUUCAUUACAGAACUUGAACUAAUAUUUAAAAAUUCUUUCUCUGUGUAUGCGUAUUAACAUGUAUUGAUAUUGCUUUACAUUGAUGCAUACAAUUUUUUUUAUUAAAUUGUGUACAGUUUUGUUUGUUUGUUAAUAUUGCUGUUUUCCAUCUUUAUCAUUCAUAACUGGAGUGGAUUGCUUUAGCUGGAUGAAUUAAUGAUAACGUGACAUAAGGGGUUGCUCCUAAAUGUAUUUCACAGGGUGAACAGGUUUAUGAAAACACAUCUUCACUGAAACUACAUAACCUGAUUAAAUUUACUGUGGGUUGACAAAAAAUGUAACAUAUGAAUAGUAUCAAUUGUAUACAUAAUGAUAUACAUAAUAUUAUUCUUGGCCAUUCUUUUCUCUUUUUGUGGCCCUUUUCUUUGAAAUAAUACCAAAAUUUUUACACCAUACAAACAGAAAACCACACAAAAACAAAUAAUUGUACAGGUUGUGUAAAUACUGAAUAUUGGGGAAAACAUUUACCUUCUUUUUUUGUAUGGAAACGAUCAAAGUAAUCUCAAUAACAAAAUUAACCAUGUCAUGACAAAAUUGCAAAAAAACAUCAUUAAGGUACUUCUAAUAAGGAUAAUACUGAUAUCUACAAUUAUAAGUGCUCAAAUAAGACUAUUCUUUCUCUUUGUACAUGAUGAACAAAAUGAAGUGUUGAGUAUUAAUAAUAAAAAACUAUAAGUUUCA
This is a messenger RNA of Lates calcarifer (barramundi perch), 11349 nucleotides long. It is a transcript of the gene grin2ba, whose product is annotated as glutamate receptor, ionotropic, N-methyl D-aspartate 2B, genome duplicate a. Gene Ontology annotation, cellular component: postsynaptic membrane; NMDA selective glutamate receptor complex; postsynaptic density membrane. Gene Ontology annotation, molecular function: NMDA glutamate receptor activity; transmitter-gated monoatomic ion channel activity involved in regulation of postsynaptic membrane potential. Bases 485 to 5665 code for a protein of 1726 amino acids. Lineage: Eukaryota; Metazoa; Chordata; Actinopteri; Centropomidae. The transcript has 18 exons. Gene Ontology annotation, biological process: synaptic transmission, glutamatergic; excitatory postsynaptic potential; long-term synaptic potentiation. The record is from RefSeq and is a predicted model, not a curated record.